UAUUUUUGCUGUGGUGUGUUGAAUAAGUGCGUCUAUUAAGAUAAUUGCUUUUUUAUUUAUAUUUAUUAUUUAAAAUAGAAAAUGAAAUCGUGCAGCCUUAGCUUUAUUAAAUUACUUUUAUUUGUGUUUAAUAUAGUGUUUUGUAUUAUUGGUAUAGCCUUUAUAGGUGUUGGGGCAUACAUUUUGACAAGCCUUAAAGAUGUUAAAACCUUCUUGGAUACAGGGAUUAUCCACUCAUCAGGAAUUUUGAUUGCAACUGGAGUCAUAAUAUUCGUAAUAUCAUUUUUUGGGUGCUGUGGAGCCAAGAGAGAAAGUCGUUGCAUGCUGAAUACAUUUAUAGCUUUUCUUGUGGCAGUUAUAAUUUUGGAAAUAGCAGUUGGGGUUAUGGCAGCACUUUACAAACAAAACUUUAAAGACGCUUUUAAAGAUGCAAUGACAAAAUCUAUACAAGACAAGAAUAACCCCGAUAAAGAUGCUUGGGAUGGUAUUCAAAAGGGAUUCAAAUGCUGUGGAGUCAACUCAUACGUUGAUUGGGAACAUAACAACAAACCCGUUCCAAAAACUUGCUACAAAGAUGCAAAUGAUGUAAAAACCCUGUAUAAGGAUGGAUGUUUUAAUACCAUCCAAGAAUUUAUAAGUAGUAAUGCCGGUAUUCUUAUUGGAAUUGCUUUUGGUCUUGUAAUAGUAAAGAUUGCGGGAGUCCUUUUUGCCAUAUGUAUGUGUAAAGGAAUAAAAAGGGAAAGAUUUUAAAAGUAAAAAUUUGUCCACCAUUAAUAAUAAACUUUUAAAAAAUAUAUAGUCUUU
Brassicogethes aeneus is the source of this 804-nucleotide messenger RNA. The record is from the annotation of a GenBank genome assembly. Lineage: Eukaryota; Metazoa; Arthropoda; Insecta; Coleoptera; Nitidulidae.